Messenger RNA from Mercenaria mercenaria, 4871 nucleotides. RefSeq lists its product as uncharacterized. NCBI's taxonomy places the organism in Eukaryota, Metazoa, Mollusca, Bivalvia, Venerida, Veneridae. The record is from RefSeq and is a predicted model, not a curated record. The transcript has 5 exons. The coding region runs from base 2101 to 3072 and encodes 323 amino acids. Gene Ontology annotation, molecular function: hydrolase activity, acting on ester bonds.
AUAAGGAUCGUCUGAUUAUGGACACCGGGGUGGUGUACAUUACAAGUCUUGAAGAGGAGGACCGAUUGUUGCUUGUCCCAGUGAGUAUGAAGUCUAAGGUUAUGGAACUAAGCCAUGACAUACCCGUGUCAGGUCAUCAGGGAACCGCUAGGACACUCUUGCGAGUUAAAGAAAGGUUUUUUUGGUAUAAGAUGGGACGGGAUAUCCGUAGGUAUGUGGAGUCUUGUGGGGUUUGCAACCGGAGUAAAAAAUCGACCCGCCUGGGAAGGGGGGAAAUGGUCCCUUUUCAUGCAGGGGCAGUGAUGGAGCAAUCUGUUUUCGAACCUAUGUGAAAUGCUUAAAAUCCACAAAGCAAGAACCACUCCGUAUCGCCCAUCCGCCAAAGGUCAGGUGGAACGCUAUAACCGAACACUUAUGGAUGCAGUGAGGUGUUUCACAGGGCAGGCACAAAAUAGGUGGGAUGAGUUCUUGCCGCAGAUAGCGGCAGCUAUGCGUUCCUCAGUUAAUAGGGCCACAGGGUAUACGCCCAAUAAGCUUAUGUUGGGGCGGGAGGUGAACACCCCAGCGCAUCUCAUGUUCCAGGUUCCCGCUGGGUCAGGGAUCAAGGAGGGGGAUGAGGAUUCAUACAUAUCCCAGUUAAUGCUUCAGACUAAUGAAGCUCACUGCAUAGCACGUGAACGUCUCAAAACGUAUCAGAAGCGCCUAAAGCGCGAUUAUGAUUUGCGCCUCGCAGAACGCACAUAUAAUGUUGGGGAUGCAGUGUAUAUUCUUGACACGGCAGCCACUAAAGGUAAAUGUAGGAAGUUGGUGAACCCGUGGAAGGGGCCAGGAGUUGUUGUCCGGGCUCUAUCCAAAUCCAUUUUUAGGGUAAAGGUAAAGAAUGCCAUCUUCACCGCUAAUCAUGACCGGAUGAAGUUGUGCAAAGAUCGGGAGUUACCGAAAUGGGUUCUGGAAUUCCAAGAAAAGGGGGAAGAUCUCAUUGGCAUGCCUCAGACCAAUGAGGCUGGUAGGGAGGAAAUUUAUUGUAUCUGCCGGAAGCCAUGGUCUGGCAGGUUUAUGAUAAUGUGCGAUUUCUGUGAUACUUGGUAUCAUUGGUCUUGUGUGAAUAUCUCGCCCACAGAGGCACUUGAUAUCCGUAAAUACAAGUGUUUGCGUUGUCAGGAGGGAUUCGGGGAGGGGGCCCUGAAGCAGUGAUUGGAAUGGAUAGAUCAUUCCGGAUUGCGGGGGAAAAAUACUCCCCUGUUAAACCAUGUUUAGGAGGGUAAAAUGACACCCUUUUACCUUGUUUCAGACUACCAUGAGAAGAUAUCCACGGGGAAGAGUCAGCAUGGCCCGCUCCGGCUAUGUAGUGGAUGAGUUUACGUUCAUGCAAGACCCAGACAUCGAGCUGGUGGACCCCAGGGGUGGAUCCCUAUCCUCAUCCAAGCUGGGAAGUCCCUUGACUUUGAUAAUGGUGGGGAAGUAUACGGCCCUGGUAGAAGGUGCGCAGUCCACCUGUCCAGUAGACUCUGAGACUGGUAUUCCCUCUUUCAGCCUACCAGAAAUGAGCGACUCGGGGGAGAGUGAAACCUCACUCAACUCCUUUGAGAAGCCUAGGUUAACCUUGACCCGAGAGGGUUUCCAGUUAGGGGGGAGGUCUGGGACCGAAGCUGCUUCUGGCAGUAUUAGAAGGGUGCCGAAGAGGCAACGCUCCUUGGAACCUUCUUUGGUUCCCCCUAAAGAAAGCCAGGUUUAUGGGGAUGCAACUCAGGUUGUACGUCCUAAGGCAAGCUCUGUGCCUAACCCAGCCAAGAACCCUUCUCAAGGAGCUCCUUGGGAAGGAGCCCGUCCUAAAACCCAGGGAAGUGUCCGGAAACGAUUGUGCCCAGUCCGCAAUUGUGAGGCUCGGGCUGCGGACAUGAAGACCCAUGUCCGGAGGUCACAUUUGCCCGUCUCGUUCCAUUCGGGGGCUGGGAACCCCACUAUCCUCAGGGAACGGGGGCGACUAGUCCAGUGGUUGGCCAGUCGGGUGAUGGCACCAUUCCUCGCUUGAUCCACUUGAUCAAUCAGGAGGGAGUUCCUAAUCUAGAGCAGGGAUUUCAAUCCGACCAGAUUGCCAAUAUGUCGUUGUUCGCACGGGUCAAUGGGCGGAGGGCUGAACUGGUGCCCAGCCUCAGACCCAUCCGGUCUCCUAUGGUCCUAGGGGAUUGGAGGUGUUUGGCAGUGGCGGUUAACUUGCUAUCCGCCGCACCCAUAUCCCCGGAAGUGAAGGCCAAAAACCCAGAAGCACAGCCGGAAGGGGCAAACUUGCCUGGGAGGGUAACCGAGGAAGGAGUGUGGGUGGUAGAUACCCAUUUUCAUCUUGAUCGUCUGACCAGGGAAUUGGGGCUCUCUAUCACUGCCCCAUAUGGGGAUAUUAUUAGGGGCGUGGGACCGGCGCCCGCAGGUCAAUCGGUAGGGAUUAAGGGAGUGGUCACUUCCUUCUGCGACCCCCAGUUCUUUCCCUCGUUAAUGGGGGUGGAAGAGCUGAUAACCAGGGAGGUGUAUACAACAGUGGGGGUACAUCCAAAAUCAGUGCCCUCAGUGACCAGGCAGGAGCGGGAACUUAUGUUCCAGCUCUGGGACUCUCGUCGCCUGGUGGGUUAUGGGGAGGUGGGUCUAGAUAGGACCACUCACCCUUAUGAGAGGGUGGCUCAAGAGGAGUUCCUCCAGGAGUUACUGAGAUGGGUACCUCCUGAGGGGGUUCUGGUCCUUCAUGCCCGGGGUGUCCCCUGGGAUAGGCUCAAUAUGCAGCCGAUCUUGAGGCUCCUGUCACUGUGUCAGGCGUCUGGAAUCCCUAGCAUGCAGUACAUUCAACUGCAUUGCUUCCAGGGGUCCACUGAUCUAGUCAACCGGUGGAGGGAAGCGUUUCCCAACACUUUCUUUAGUGUGAAUAACGGGGUGGGAAGUUUUGACACAGACCAGUUGGCUGGUCUGAAAAGUGUCCCCUCCGAUAGGUUAAUCUUGGAGACGGAUGGCCCGCAUUUCGCUCCCCGCGGGUAUUCCCACUUUAUUUUUGGAAGUUAUGAAUAUUUCCCACCUGGAUUAUGUUAAAUUUGCAGUUGCACUUUAUUUUUGGGAGUGAUGUGUAUUUCACACCUGGAUUAUGUUAAUUUUACUAUCUGCUGUAUUACCCAUUCUAUGGGACUUUACCUGUGGGGCGGUUAGGGAGUAACAAUUAUGUCCCACCUGGAUGUUGGUCCUCAACAAACCCGUUCGUUCUUUGUCCCUAUGUGCUCGUGCUUGAACCUCCUCUUUGAGGGUGGUUUGGGGAGUUUCACUCAUUCCCUAAUGGUCAUGUAUCCACUCACCCCAGAUUAGUGGCCAAACUUGGUCAGAUUAGUUAGAGGCAAUUUCGCCUUCCCCUAGGUUAACAGGUUUCAGUCUUCGCUGUCCAACCCUAUAGACCAGGUUUAGCGCCUUCUGUUAGCCCCACCCCUGGGGAGACCCAAAGAUUCUACCCUGGGGACCUGGUUUAUAAGAAAGGGAGGAGUGUAGUGAAUAGUGGUCUGAGACCGGUGCAGAGUAGAGGGCGCUAGUGAGGUCAGGCAAGGUCACGAGCGGGAUCAGCCAAUGGGGAGCAUUCUAGAAGUUCAAGCUAUCUUGUUGAGACGCCAUUUUGCUGUUCAUCUAUAUUUCCAUAGAAAUCUGCUUGCAUCCUGAUUCUCAUCGGCUAGUUCCAGAAGCGGGUUAUGAUGCUUCUUCUAGAUAUUAGGAGCCAAGUGAAGGAUCUUAAAACCAAAGUGAAUGGUGCAAACCACCCCAGUAGUUCAACUGCUGAUAAUGAUUUUGAAAUGCCUUUAAAGGCAAACACUAGGGUAGUUAAAGGACAUAGAAACUGUCUUGAAAUCUGCAGAAAAAAAGAGGACAAAUGAUGGAAAAACUGUCUGCAAUGGGAGGUGUUAGUCUAAGAGAUGGUGUGAAGCGUAUGAUGGAAAGAUUCCGAUAGAAACAACAGGGGCAAUGAACAUACCUGAAGGCUACCAACCCCUGGCGCCAGGUGCCAAAAUUGCUGUAAGGUCAUUGUGGUUACACGAUAUCCUCGCAACAAUCGGCAGGUCACAGGACAGGCAGGCAAAGAGAAGGAAGCAGAUGAAAUCCAGAUCCCAUGGAGACCAAUUGUCUGAAACAAUUAAGUUGAUGGUCUCUUUUUUAUGAUCUAUGGGAUCUGGCAGUUUCAGGAGGGACCGCCCAGUUUGAGGGAGACCCAGAGUAUCAGUCCUUGAAAUUGUAUGCCACACAUGUCUUGGAUAUGAGCGAAGUUGGUUUUAAAAGAGCCUGGAAUACUAAAAUGACAUAUUGUAGAAACGGCUCAGCUACCAAGAGGCAACAAGAAAUUUAAAAUUUUGAAAAAUGAAGACUGAAAAAGACAGUUUAUACUGAAAAUAAGAAACUAGAACUUUCACUCAUAUUUUUAGCUAAUUUUCAAAGAAAAAGGAGAGCUACUGCACUCGCCCCAGCGUCAGCAUGUCUGUUGGUUAAAGUUUUUGAUAAAAUCAAAUAUCUGUUGUUACUAUCAAAGCUAAUGACUUGAAACUUAAAAUGUAUAGUUAUUAACUAUCAAAGUCUACACCAGGAGAAACAAUCCCCCUAACUCUGUUUUAAUUUUGACAGAGUCAUGCCCCUUUUUUAUUAGAAUAUUUUGGUUAAAGUUUUUACUGGCAAAGCUCUGAUUCAGAGUCAAGCACUGACAAAAGUCGAGUGCGCUAUCUUAUGAACAGCUCUUGUUGAAAAUGUGUUUCAAAGUGGUUUAGAUUAUUACUUUAUUCUGUAGACUUGGAACAUAGAAACAACUUAAAUAUCAAUUACAAAAUGUAAAAAGAUUUUUAUUUCACAGAAACAUCUGAGUAUCC